AUGGCUUUAUGGGUUGACAAGUAUAGACCACGACAAUUGUCCGAGUUGACCUAUCAUCUGGGUCAAGCGGCCAAUCUUGCGAAUAUUGUUAAGGCUGGCGAUUUUCCGCAUUUGAUCGUUUAUGGACCGAGUGGCGCUGGCAAAAAGACGCGAAUCCAGUGUAUUCUUCGGGAACUGUACGGAGCCGGAGUGGAGAAGAUGAAUCUGAAUAUGAAAAGUUUUCAAACACCGAACGGCAAGAAACUUGAAAUUCAAACUGUGAGCAGCAACUAUCAUGUGCAGCUUAGUCCUGGUGACGUUGGAAUAUAUGAUCGAGUUGUCGUGCAAGAAGUCAUUAAGCAAAUGGCACAAACACAACAGAUUGAUUCAGUGGCACAAAGGCCAUUCAAAGUGGUUGUGCUGAUGGAGAUAGAACAGUUAACGCGUGAUGCCCAGCAUGCGCUUCGUCGUACGAUGGAAAAAUAUUCGUCGAGUUGUCGAUUGAUUCUGUGUUGUGAAUCAAUAACGAAACUGAUUGAUCCGUUGAGAAGUAGGUGUAUGGUUGUACGCAUUGCGGCACCAUCUGAUCAUGACAUUGCUGAUGUGUUGAGGACUGUUUGCAAAGCUGAGAACAUCUCUGCACCUGAGAGUGUGCUUGAAUCGGUGAUUCAGAAAUCAUCCGGCAAUCUACGGAGGGCACUGCUUAUGCUCGAAGCAGCCAAAGCGCAAGGUUAUCCGUUUAAAGAAAAUCAAACUGCUCCAGCACCAGAUUGGGAAAUUUAUUUGGAGGAGACAGCUAAAAUGAUAGUUCAGGAGCAAAGUGCCGAAAACUUGCUGAAGAUUCGCAAUCGGAUGUAUGAAUGCUUGGGUCGUUGUAUACCGGCAGAUAUCAUCAUCAUUAAAAUAUUACGUGAGCUGUUGCAAUAUUGUGAUGGUAAGUUGAAAUCGGAGUUGAUCGAGAGCGCAGCCAAAUAUGAAUAUCACCUAACGCGUGGCAAUAAAGCAAUUUUCCAUUUGGAAGCAUUAAUCGCCUCCUUCAUGCAUAUCUAUCACCAACAAACUACUGAAAAUACUGCUUAA
Anisakis simplex (herring worm) is the source of this 1059-nucleotide messenger RNA. The record is from the annotation of a GenBank genome assembly. Lineage: Eukaryota; Metazoa; Nematoda; Chromadorea; Rhabditida; Anisakidae.